UAUAUAUACUAUACUACGUGGUUGUCACUUUGAGAAUCUUGUAGAAGCAUGGAAAAACACAAUUCCUCAAUGCAGCUGGUACCAAUGUCACCGACACGUCGCCAUCGAAGCGGUGCAGAGUACCAAACUUACGGUCAACUAAUGACUGUGCCACCUACCACCACCGCCAUUACACCAUACACUUCUGUUUCAAACUUUAAGCUACCACCUGGUUGGGGUGUUGAAGAAGUACCUCGCUCUGACGGAUAUCGAGUUGACAGGUACUACUAUGAACCUGGGACUGGACUAAAGUACAGAUCAUUGAGAGAAGUCGAACGACGAUUGAAUGGUGAAAUAUUUGCUCCUAGAACCAGGGCAUCGGUAAUGAGAAGCUAUCCUAAGAGUUCUCUAUCUCGGAAGACGUUUAUUUAUGGUGGAAAGUUCAUGAGUAUGGAUGAAUGGGCAAUUGUGCCAUCAACAAGUGCAGCCAACUUUCCCUGUGAACUUCCUGAUGGCUGGGUGAUAGAAGAGGUACCACGUAGAGACGGAAGCAACGUGGAUAAGUUUUACUAUGAACCAGGAACUGGACAAAAAUUUAGAUCCAGAAUAGCAGCACUGAGAUACUUGGCGGAAAUGAGAGAACAUGUUCCUUUGUCUGCUACUCUAGAAGAAUUAAAAGAAAAUAAGCCACUGUCCAAGAUGUUUAAGUUGCAACAUCCUGCAAAGAGAUCUCUUCCAUGUAAGAGAAACAUUGCUCAAGAAACUUCGGACCAAUCCUCAUUUCUUUCUCCACCAGCAAAAGUAAAUUGGGUUCUAUCUAGUCCUAAAGGGGAUGCUUGGAAUCCUUUCAUUGCUGGAACACCAAUUCCUGAUUCGGUAAAACAGCAAUGGACUAAAAGAUUCAUGUUGUUCAUGAAUGAUGAUGAGACCCUGAAUGCAGAAAACUCGGACUAGAAAGGCGUUAAAUGGAGAGUCCAAAAAGAAUGCGGUUGGUAACAGUUGUUUAUGCUCCAAGAAAGCUUGGACUGCUUCUUACCUAGAGAAUUGCAUGCUAUCUUGUACAUACUGACAUUAUGUUACUUUUUUUUCACGUUGCUAUCUAAUCGCUGCACAGAAUCUGUUGUCCUGUUAAUUCUGUGUCUUGUGACAAUUUCGGAUACUUUCUUCUAUGGUGCAUGUCAGUUCAAGCUUUAA
Lycium barbarum (goji berry) is the source of this 1173-nucleotide messenger RNA. RefSeq names its product methyl-CpG-binding domain-containing protein 7. Lineage: Eukaryota; Viridiplantae; Streptophyta; Magnoliopsida; Solanales; Solanaceae. The transcript has 7 exons. Bases 49 to 933 code for a protein of 294 amino acids. The record is from RefSeq and is a predicted model, not a curated record. Gene Ontology annotation, molecular function: DNA binding.